AGGGUCGAAGGGCACGCGACGUCUGUGUAAUGGCUGCCUCCACGCUGGGCUCGGCGUGGGGCCCUCUACGGCUUGGCGUACCCAGCCUGUGCUGUCGCCGACCGCCCCGAGGCCUAUGGGCGCGCGUGCGGCGGCUCCCGGGGUUCCAGGGGCCCGCGGGGUCCGGGCGGAGCGUGGCUGCAGCCAGCGGACCAGGCGCCUCGGGCACUGACCAGUACUGCAUGGAAUUGCUGCGGAAACGAGAUUAUGAAAGCUAUUUAUGCUCCCUGCUGCUUCCUGCACAAUCCAGAAGCUCUGCUUUUGCAUUGAGAGCCUUCAAUGUGGAACUGGCUCAGGUUAAGGACUCAGUUUCUGAGAAAACAAUUGGACUGAUGCGAAUGCAGUUUUGGAAAAAAACUGUGGAUGAUAUAUACAGUGACAAUCCACCACAUCAGCCUGUGGCCAUUGAACUAUGGAAGGCCUGCGCACCAGCAGAGGCAGACCCCGUUUCUGGGCCCCAGAUUGACUUCACAGAGCCCCAGUAAGGAUGGAAAGCCAGGCCCCUCCCCUCCCCACUGGGGACUGAGAAGAAAAAGUGGAUGGGAAGCUGCUGUCAAAAGACAUAAUCUGACUAAAAGAUGGCUUAUGAAAAUCAUCGAUGAAAGAGAAAAAAAUUUGGAUGACAAAGCAUAUCAUAAUAUCCAGGAACUGGAAAAUUAUGCCGAAAACACACAGAGCUCUCUUCUUUAUUUAACACUAGAAAUACUAGGUGUAAAGGAUCUUCAUGCAGAUCAUGCUGCAAGUCACAUUGGAAAAGCACAAGGCAUUGUCACUUGUUUGAGAGCAACACCGUAUCAUGGUACCAGAAGAAGGGUGUUCCUUCCCAUGGAUAUUUGUAUGCUGCAUGGUGUUUCACAAGAAGAUUUUCUGAGGAAGAACCAAGAUAAAAAUGUGAGAGAUGUGAUAUAUGAUAUUGCCAGCCAGGCACACUUGCACCUAAAGCAUGCUAGGUCCUUCCACAAAAGUGUUCCUGUGAAAGCAUUUCCUGCUUUUCUUCAGACAGUUGCUCUGGAGGACUAUCUAAAGAAAAUUCAGCAAGUGGAUUUUGAUAUAUUCCACCCAUCUUUACAACAGAGGAAUACAUUACUUCCAUUAUUUUUGUAUGUUCAGUCAUGGAGAAAAAGAUAUUAAAAUAAUUUUAUGGCAUUGAUAUUAAUUUACUUUUGUUAGUUUUACCAAAGUAUGCUCAGUAAGGUUCUUGUUUACAAACAACAGGAACUGACUGUUUACUUAAGGAGAAAACAUUUAUUGGAUGGAUGUGUGUAGCUAACAGAAUUGAUGAGAAGUUACUAUGGGGCUAGAGUGCCAAGACUAGCUGAGAUUCUGCCACAGGCAUUGCUGCUGUCACCAUCAGCUCAACAGUGUCUGCUGUGCCACCCUGUAAAUUCGGGGCCCCGGGAGGGAGCAUCCUUUUAGCUGUGCUUAGGCUGUAGGCUAUGCUUCGCCACCAGGGGGCAGGGAGAGGAAACGUCUCUUCCGUUCCACUCCCAGUGAGAAGACGGAAGGGGCUCAAGGAGUACACGACUUGCGGGCAGAGAGCCAGAAAUCGGAGUCGGAAACAGCUGGGAAAAGUGCUUAUUUAGGGGUCGUGAAGAGUGAAGUUAAUGUUUGAGGAGUGUUAGUCAUUAUGUUGAGGGCUUUAUAUCCCUAACAUUUAAUCUUUUCAAUCCCGUGAAAAUUUAUCCAUUAUGAUAAAAUAACUUCUUUAAGAUAAGUCAGCUGGCUGGCUAUCAAGAGUUGGAACCCUAAUUUGACUUUAGGUCUAAUUUAAAAACUUGUACUUUUUUGUUAACGCCACUGCUUCACUCUGUGUCAUUCUGCAUUGCUUUGUGAUCAUGAACAAAAUUGUAUUGAACAAAAUUGUAUUAACAAAACGUGUAUUAAUGUGAACUAUAUUCACAAAAUUGUAUUGAACAUUCGUUAAGGGAAUUCUACAUUUUAGUAGUUUCGCUUCCCAGUGAUAAACUCUGUACUGUGCACUUUCAUCAUUGUUCUCCUUUGAUCUUUAAACCUCUAGAAAAUAAAGGAUUUUUUGGUAAUUACAUUUAAAUUAUACUAUAUACACUAAUUGCAAAAACAGAAUUGUUUGCAUUGCCGGUAAUGGCAGGUCUGGACUUUGAAUGAGGACUUUGAAUCCCAAGGCCAGGAUUAUACGUUUCCUUUUCUCGCCUCUUCCGUGGUCUUGUGUUCUGCCCAUUCACACCUCUGGUGUACUGUUCCACUAUCUUGUCUCUCUUACACCUUUGGUUUCAGCUAUGAAUUAGUGCCUACUGCAAUUCUGAAUUAGUGAUAGCUUAAAAUACUACUUUUUUGCAAAUAAAACUCAAAAGGCUGCUUAUGGGAAAGAAUACAUUGUUUUGUCAUCUUGGGAUUCCCUUAGCACCUAGAAUGGCUCUUGAUUUAAACCAAGUAGAGAUUAAUAAAUGUAUAAUUGAAUGAA
This is a messenger RNA of Pteropus alecto (black flying fox), 2479 nucleotides long. RefSeq names its product NADH:ubiquinone oxidoreductase complex assembly factor 6 (gene NDUFAF6). The transcript is spliced from 10 exons. The coding region runs from base 403 to 1170 and encodes 255 amino acids. NCBI's taxonomy places the organism in Eukaryota, Metazoa, Chordata, Mammalia, Chiroptera, Pteropodidae. The record is from RefSeq and is a predicted model, not a curated record. Gene Ontology annotation, cellular component: mitochondrion. Gene Ontology annotation, biological process: mitochondrial respiratory chain complex I assembly; biosynthetic process.